This is a messenger RNA of Strongylus vulgaris, 257 nucleotides long. Lineage: Eukaryota; Metazoa; Nematoda; Chromadorea; Rhabditida; Strongylidae. The record is from the annotation of a GenBank genome assembly.
AUGCUUGCAAGGAACUUCAAGCCGAUUGAGAAGACUACCCUCUAUCUGGCCUUCUUCAUUAACGUCAUCUUGCUGUUCCACAGAGUUGACAUCAGACAUGCGGAUACUUCAGAAGUGGAAGAGGACGAUGAUACGGUGGAAACAGUGUACAUCAGCGGAAUGAUGAUACCGUAUAUCGAUUACGAAAUCACAGGAUGGGUUCUUGCACAGGUGAACCACUGUUAUCCCCUAUUUUUGAGGGUAUUUCUUUUAUGAAU